AUGGCAGUGAAAGAAAUUCUGUCCCAAAGAGACUCCACCAUAAUUGACAGUGAUGGUGCACGCCUUUUGUCCCCACACUCAGAAGACAAGAGAGUCAUGGCCACCAUUGACCCGGUGAUCGGCUAUACGCCACCUUCAGCUCAACAUCCAAAUGAUCCGAGUGGGACUAGUGUGCCAGGCCUCGGAGAAGAAGAGGAAGAAGACCAGGGGGAUGAAGACAAGGUAGAUGGCAUGAUCAGAGGCCCUGGGCCCAAGGGGCCAUCUGGGAUAGUGUCAGAAGGUCAGCUUGCUCAGAGGAUCACCAAAGAAAAGAACAGUCGGAGGAUGCUAUUCAACAAGCCUCAGGAUUUCCAGAUCCACGUCAGAGUGAUCGAGGGUCAUCAGUUAUGUGGCGACAACAUAAGGCCUGUGGUAAAAGUCCACAUCUGUGGUCAGAUGCACCACACGAGGAUCAAGAGAGGGAACAAUCCAUUUUUUGAUGAGGGAGAAGGGGUGGCCUACAGAGGCAGAAUCUUGGUUGAACUGAACAUGUUCCUUGAAAAGAAACCACCAGAAAAGAAGCUUGAGCCCAUUUCAAAUGAUGACCUUCUGGUUGUUGAGAAGUUCAAAGUCAACAUCGGGAACUAUGGCAACAAGUUUGAUGCAACCUGUAAACCUUUGGCAUCAACAACUCAAUAUAGCCACGCAGUGUUUGAUGGGAACUACUAUUACUACUUAUCUUGGGCCCACACAAAGCCAAUCGUCACCCUGACUUCCUACUGGGAGGAUAUUAGUCACCGCCUGGACGCAGUGAAUACUCUCCUAGUCAUGGCAGAACGGCUGCAAUCAAAUAUAGAGGCUGUAAAAUCAGGGAUCCAAGGUAAAAUUCCUGCAAACCAGUUGGCAGAGGUGUGGCUGAAGCUGAUAGAUGAAGUCAUAGAAGACAUGAGAUACAUCUUGCCUGUCACAGAAGGAAAAACCAAUGUCACAGUUCUAGAUACACAGAUCCAAAAGUUGCGGUCCAGGUUUCUCUCGCAAAUACAUGUUGCAGCUCAGGAUGUGAAAUCCACCUUGCUGGAGAUCAAGGAGUGGCUCUAUAAAUUGAUGCAGCUUACUGAAGAGAAGAAUCUCUACAAAGAUGUGAUGCUGGAGACCUACUGGAACCUCAAUGUUAUAGGUUCCUAUUGGGAAGACCAUCAUAUUGAAGAACAAGGUCAAACUUCUCCCCUGGCGGGAGCCGUGUUGGAUUCCCUGACUGUCACCCAGCAACUGCUGGCCAAGCCCCCUGACAUCCCCCGAGCCCCACCCCCACCCCGUGACCCUGCACCUCGGCCCCUGGUGGGCUCCAUGUUGGCGUCCCUGUCCGUCACCCGCGUGAAGAGAUGGUUAUUUUUCUACAAUGUGCACAUCACACCCUCUGAGCUCAUGGAUGAGGUCAUGAGCAUCCGGAUAAGGGGCAAGGGCAGGAGGACACUGCUCGCUGACCACUGGACGAAGAUUGAUGUUGGAUUUGUUUAUGAUGAACCUGGCCAUGAUGUCAUGAGGAAAUGGCUGCUUCUCAAUGACCCAGAAGACACCAGUUCAGGCGCAAAAGGUUACAUGAAGGUCAGCAUGUUUGUCCUGGGGACUGGAGACAAACCCCCUCCUGAGAAACGAGACUGUGACAAUGACAGUGAUGACAUGGAGAGCAACUUGUUACUUCCAGCUGGCAUUGCCCUCCGAUUUCAUGUCUUCUGUGUGGUCCGUUCCUUUGCAGUGGAUGAUGCCUUCUCACAAACAGUGAAGGAAAUAUUUGGUAGCACUGCAGAUAAAAAGAAUCUCGUGGAUCAUUUUGUGGAAGUCUCCUUUGCUGGGAAAAAGGUUCGCUGGGAGUAUGGAAUCACCAUUCCUCCUGAUAAUAAGCCCAAAUCCUGGGUCGCAGCAGCGAAGAUGUAUGACACUCACAGGCGGCGGAGACUGGUCCGAAAACGCAAGAAAGAUUUGACAUAGACGGAUUCUAUUACUGCAAGGGCCAGGGAAGAACUUGAAGAUCGGGAGGGCUGGGAAUAUGCUUCGCUAAUCGGCUGGAAAUUCCACUGGAAACAGCGCAGUUCUGACACCUUUCGACGCAGGCGCUGGCGGAGAAAAGUGGCUCCUUCUGAGACACACGGUGCGGCUGCCACCUUUAAACUUGAAGGUGCCCUUGGAGCAGACACCACAGAGGACAGAGACGAGAAGAGCCUGGAGAAACAGAAGCACAGCGCCACCACUGUAUUUGGAGCAAACACGCCCAUUGUUUCCUGUAAUUUUGACAGAGUCUACAUCUACCACCUGCGCUGUUACAUUUAUCAAGACAGGAACCUCAUGGCUUUGGACAAAGACAGCUUUUCAGAUCCAUACGCUCAUGUCUCCUUCCUCCAUCGAAGCAAAACCACUGAGGUCAUCCACUCCACAGUAAAUCCCACCUGGGACCAAACCAUUAUAUUUGAUGAGGUUGAAAUCUUUGGGGAGCCCCAAACAGUUCUCCAGAACCCACCCAAAGUUAUCAUAGAACUGUUUGAUAACGACCAAGUGGGCAAAGAUGAAUUUUUAGGUCAAAGCAUUUGCUCUCCACUGGUGAAACUGAACUCAGAAACCGAUAUCACACUGAAGCUUCUCUGGCAUCCCGUUAUGAAUGGAGACAAGGCCUAUGGGGACAUCCUGGUCAUGGCAGAGCUGAUUCUGAGGAACAAGGAUGGCUCCAACCUUCCCAUCCUCCCCUCUCAGAGAGCACCAAACUUGUACAUGGUCCCUCAGGGGAUCAGACCUGUGGUUCAGCUCACUGCCAUUGAGAUCCUAGCUUGGGGCUUAAGAAAUAUGAAAAACUACCAGAUGGCUUCCAUCACAUCAUCCAGUCUUGUGGUGGGGUAUGGAGGAGAGAGAGUAGAAUCGGUGGUGAUCAAAAGCCUGAAGAAGACACCCAACUUCCCAAGUCCUGUUCUCUUCAUGAAAGUGGAGGAAGAAAUCGUUGACUGGUGGAGUAAAUUUUAUGCUUCCUCUGGAGAGCAUGAAAAAUGUGGACAGUAUAUUCAGAAAAGCUAUUCCAAACUCAAGAUCUAUGACUGUGAACUGGAGGAUGUAGCUGACUUUGAAGGCCUGACAGAUUUCUCAGAUACCUUCAAGUUGUACAGAGGCAAGUCCGAUGAGAAUGAAGAUCCAUCUGUGGUAGGACAGUUUAAAGGCUCCUUCUGAAUCUACCCCUUGCUGGAUGACCCCAGUGUGCCUGUCCCUCCCAGGCAGUUUCGGGAACUGCCUGACAGUGUCCCACAGGAAUGCACGGUUAGGAUUUACAUUGUUCAAGGCUUACAGUUCCAGCCCCAGGACAACCAUGGCCUGUGCGAUCCUUACAUAAAAAUAACCUUGGGCAAAAAAGUAAUCGAAGACUGAGAUCACUACAUUCCCAACACUCUCAACCCAGUGUUUGGCAGUUCUGGAGUAAACACCUGGCGAGAUCAGCUGAGACUCACGCAGUUGCUUCAAAAUGUAGCCAGAUUCAAAGGCUUCCCACCACCAGUGCUUUCUGAAGAUGGAAGCAGAAUCCAAUGCGGAGGACGGGACUACCAUCUGGAUGAGUUUGUUGGAAUGUUAAAGAUCUAG
This is a messenger RNA of Apodemus sylvaticus (European woodmouse), 3594 nucleotides long. Its product is annotated as myoferlin-like. Gene Ontology annotation, cellular component: plasma membrane. The record is from RefSeq and is a predicted model, not a curated record. Gene Ontology annotation, molecular function: phospholipid binding. Gene Ontology annotation, biological process: plasma membrane repair; regulation of DNA-templated transcription; membrane fusion. Lineage: Eukaryota; Metazoa; Chordata; Mammalia; Rodentia; Muridae.